Messenger RNA from Rhizopus microsporus ATCC 52813, 1352 nucleotides. RefSeq names its product SAICAR synthase-like protein. NCBI's taxonomy places the organism in Eukaryota, Fungi, Mucoromycota, Mucoromycetes, Mucorales, Rhizopodaceae. The transcript has 6 exons. The record is from RefSeq and is a predicted model, not a curated record. Gene Ontology annotation, molecular function: phosphatidylinositol kinase activity. The coding region runs from base 1 to 1281 and encodes 426 amino acids. Gene Ontology annotation, biological process: phosphatidylinositol metabolic process.
AUGGUUAUGUCCUGCAAAAUAAAAAGAGCGAUUAAAUAUGAGUUUCGUGUAACCAUUGGUACAAAAGUAGCCGAAGGACACCCAAAUUAUCAAUUGAUGUAUGAUAUGCUCACUGGCAUUCGGAUUGCGGUUGGAAGAGUUUCAGCCAAGAUGCAGAGAAACCUAACACAAGAUGACUUUAAUGCGGCUCAUAAACUUGCCUUUGAUGCGACGGGUAAUGAAUUAACACCAGGCGUAAAGUAUGACUUCAAAUUUAAAGACUAUGCACCUUGGGUAUUCAGGCACCUUCGAGAAAAGUUUCAUAUUGAUGCAGCAGAUUACCUAAUGUCGUUGACCAAUAAGUAUAUACUGAGUGAGAUCGUAUCACCUGGAAAGAGCGGGAGCUUCUUUUAUUAUUCAAGAGAUUACCGAUUCAUUAUAAAAACGAUCCAUCAUUCCGAGCAUAAAUUCAUGAGAAAGAUACUGAAACAAUAUUACGAGCAUGUCUGUAAUAAUCCAAACACUUUACUAUGUCGAUUUUAUGGUUUACACAGAAUCAAAUUACCAAGAGGAAGAAAGAUUCACUUUGUGAUCAUGGGAAACGUACUUCCACCCAAUAAGGACAUUCAUGCAACGUUUGAUCUCAAGGGCUCAACGUUUGGUAGAUUGACAUCAGAAGAAGAAAUCAAAAAGAACCCAAGAGCAGUAUUAAAAGAUCAAAAUUGGGUCAAGAGAAAUGAAAAAAUGGAGCUCGGCGAAAGAAAGAGAGUGCUGUUCUUGACUCAGUUAGAGAGAGACGUUGAUACCCUACGUAGGCUCAACAUUAUGGAUUAUAGUCUUUUAGUGGGCAUACAUGAUAUCAAAAAGGGAAACACGGAAUGUAUUAGAAACCAAAGCUUGCAUAUUGUUACACCCAAGGCUGACGAGAGAGAAAAACGAUUGACUAAACGUACAAGGUCAGAUGUGAUGCGUAGAGCAAGAAGGAAUACAAAUACAGUUAGCCUUGAAUCUGUUGAGCUGCCUUCUAGUCCAUCCGAAGAUCGAAAAUGGUGUAUAUUUUAUGCAGACGACGGUGGUUUCCAAUCAAGUGAUGAACAAGACAAGCCACUGGAUAAGCUAUACUAUGUUGGAAUCAUUGAUAUCCUAACACCAUACAACAUUGCCAAAAAGGCUGAGCACAUCUGGAAAAGUAUCACACAAGACAAAACUGGCAUCUCUGCUGUUCCUCCAGUCAUUUAUGGUAAACGAUUCUUAAAUUUUAUGAUACAAGCAGUUGGCUCUUCCUUGAAAAAGAAGGUGUAAGCAUUGUAAAUAAGCACUUUUUUCUGUAUAUAAAAAAAUAAACAAUGAAACAAAAAAAAACUUGGUCAUAC